Messenger RNA from Pieris macdunnoughi, 303 nucleotides. NCBI's taxonomy places the organism in Eukaryota, Metazoa, Arthropoda, Insecta, Lepidoptera, Pieridae. The record is from the annotation of a GenBank genome assembly.
AUGCUCUACAUUCUUUUCCGACUCAAAAAAAAGGCGCGGCCGCGUUGGCAAUACCUGCCAGCUGUACCGGGCUUCGUUCCUGUAUAUAUUCAGAAUGGGGACACACCACUUGAAGAAAUCAACCCUGAACUAGCAGAGGCCUUCCACGCCCUCCCUGCGGGACGCAGCGCCCAUCGCACCGUCGAAGCUGCCACAGACGACGCAGAUAUUCCAACUGUUAUCGACACCCGCCCUUACGAGAAGAAACUGUAUGAGAAAAAGAAAAAGGCGUCUUUCGAUAUUCCUAAAUCGGUCGAACAAUGA